Messenger RNA from Tarenaya hassleriana, 2117 nucleotides. RefSeq names its product ultraviolet-B receptor UVR8-like. Bases 339 to 1919 code for a protein of 526 amino acids. Lineage: Eukaryota; Viridiplantae; Streptophyta; Magnoliopsida; Brassicales; Cleomaceae. The record is from RefSeq and is a predicted model, not a curated record. The transcript is spliced from 7 exons.
AGAAAAAAAAAUUAUAUAAAUUUUCACGGGGAAGAACAAAAAAAGAGAGAGAGAUUGAAGUCCGUUCCUUUCCUUCUCUGUAAAUUCCUCGGAAAACGAAAUCUUCAUCUGCCUCUUUUUUUCUGAUUUGCUCGAACUUUUGGUGUUCCUGAGUCCGAAACUCGGUUGUCUGGUCGAUUUCCAUCGCUGUGUUUGUAGUUUCAAGUCUUUGGAGGUCGGUGGUGGUGUUCGGUUCUUAACCCGUUUCAAAGAAGAGAAAUGCAGUUUGUUUAGUAAUGGUUUUGGCGUUUCCUGCAAAUUAGACAUUUUGGGGGCACUGCAGACUUGGAGCAGUGCCCAUGGAUGCGAGCGGUUCCCCUUCUGCGUUACGAUUCCACAGCAUCCAAGAAAACCCUAUCCCGGGCGUCGUUCCUUUACCGAGCCCCGCAUUUCAUCGGCCCAAACGCCACUGCUUCGGCGAUUCCACCCCGGGGGAAUUCCCCUUGGCUUCCUGCCCUUCCGUUGUCCUUCACGUGCUCACGGCGUGUAAACUCGACCCUCGAGAUCUUGCUAAGCUCGAAGCAACGUGCUCGUUCUUUAGGCGGCCAGCAAACUUUGCGCCCGACGCUGAACUUUCUAUCUCUGAAAUCGCUGCUCUCGACAUGUGCCAGAAGAGAGUUGUGUUUAGAUCCAUGAGCGAGGAAGGACGUCGAGAAAUCAAGACGAGAUGUGGAGGAUCAUGGAAACUGGUCCUGAGGUUCUUGCUGGCUGGUGAAGCGGGUUGCAGACGGGAGAAAUCGCAAGCCAUUGCAGGUCCGGGUCACAGUAUCGUCGUCACGUCGAAAGGGGUUGUUUACUCUUUCGGGGCUAACGGUUCGGGACAACUCGGACACGGAACCACUGAUGACAUUUUCCAGCCUCGACCCAUCAGAUCACUUCAAGGCAUUCGGAUAAUCCAGGCGGCGACUGGCGCUGAUCGAACGAUGUUGAUCAGUGAUUCGGGCCAAGUUUACGCCUUCGGGAAGGAUUGUUUCAGCGAGGCUGGAUUGGAACUUCAAGAAACGAGCUUUGUCACGACGCCUCAGCUGGUGAAAUCGUUGAAGAACAUCUAUGUGGUACAAGUCACGAUAGGAAAUUUCUUCACGGCUGUGCUUUCGAGAGAAGGACGGGUCUACACAUUCUCAUGGGGAAACGACGGAAGGCUUGGCCAUCAAACCGAUCUGAACUGUUCAUCUCCUCACCCUUUGCUCGGGGUUUUAGAGAACGUUCCUGUUGUGCAAAUCGCUGCUGGAUAUUGCUACCUCCUUGCCCUUGCUUGUCAACCCGACGGAAUGUCGGUUUACUCUGUUGGAUGCGGUUUGGGUGGCAAGCUCGGGCAUGGCUCUACAACCAACGAGAAGCAUCCCCGUCUGAUCGAGCAGUUCCGUCAUCUGAACCUGGAACCGGUCGUGAUCUCAGCGGGUGCAUGGCACGCAGCCGUCGUCGGGAGGGACGGUCGGGUCUGCACUUGGGGUUGGGGCCGGUACGGCUGCUUGGGUCACGGCAACGAGGAAUCAGAGUCCGCACCGAAGGUGGUCGAGGCAUUACAGAACAUCAAAGCCAUUCAUGUAGCCACAGGGGAUUACACAACGUUUGUCGUGUCAGAAGACGGUGAUGUCUACUCCUUCGGGUGCGGCGAAUCGGCCAAUCUCGGGCAGGGGGACGAUGACGGGAACACGUUGAUCCCGAAGCUGGUGACGUCGUUGAAGCAAGCGGACCAGCGAGUGAUCCAGGUGAGUCUGACGAACUCGGUGUACUGGACGGGUCAUACGUUUGCGGUGACCGAGUCGGGGAAAGUGUACGCGUUCGGGGCAGGAGACAGGGGACAGCUCGGAGUGGAACUGGAAGACAGCCUGACGGAAAGAGCAGAACCGGACAAAGUGAACAUCGAUCUUUCUUAAAGUGAUUUGGAGAUCUUCCUUUUUAGGAUCUGCAUUUAUAAUUUAUCAUUUCGGUAAUUUUUUUUUUUUGUAUAUAGAAAUAUCCAAGGCAAUGAAAAUUGUGAAGAUCUUAUGGUAUUUUGUAGAAUUUGGUUAGUUUCGGAUCACGGGAAUUUUUGUUAAUCGUCGGGGCGAUCAAUAUCAUCCGCGUGUUCGCAA